AUGGAAGUGAUGGAAAUCGCUGGAAAAGGUCCACUAAGAGCUCCAAUAACUCUUGCUCUAGAAAUGGAGUUCAUAGGGCCUAGAGGUUCAGACUUUUGUGCCACAAUUGACAGUACCACUCUCAGUUCUAAGAGUCAUGGAGCUACAAAGGUUGUGAAGGAAAGGGUUGACAAAGAACCAAGAGUUGGGAAGGAUAAGACCAGAGCUGAUAGACUUGUUCAAGCCCCUUGUGUGCUUGAUGAAGAGAGCCUUCAAGCUUUGUUUGAUGAGCCACUAGGAAGGGCUCUAAAAGAAGGGGAGGAUGUAGCCUCUAAGGCAAGACCAGGUGAUAAAAGAAAGGAUCCACCAGCUCAGGCCCCUUCAGUCAAGCCAUCUCAGCUCACAAUGACUUUGUUCCCCACCAAGUUUGAAAAUGGGAAGAUUGAGUACAAGAUAAGGUACAAGGGGAGAUCAAGGCCAUUCUCUAGAGCCAAGGCCUUGGUGACUUCAGAACAUCCAGGGACCCAACCAAGCUAA
Microthlaspi erraticum is the source of this 516-nucleotide messenger RNA. NCBI's taxonomy places the organism in Eukaryota, Viridiplantae, Streptophyta, Magnoliopsida, Brassicales, Brassicaceae. The record is from the annotation of a GenBank genome assembly.